CCUCCUGCAAGUGCUAGAGCCGGGCGGGCGGCGCGGAGGCUGCGGUGGCAGUGGCCGCGGAGCCGGCCCUGCGGGGCCCCGGGGGGGAGGGGGAGCCGCAAAGCCCCCGCCGAGGCCGCCACCGCCGGGCCUCCCCUCCCCCCCCGGGCCGGCGCCAUGCGGGGGGGCGCGAGCGAUGCGGAGCGGCGGCAGCGCUGGGGUCGCCUCUUCGAGGAGCUGGAUAGUAACAAGGAUGGCCGCGUGGACGUGCGCGAGUUGCGCCAGGGACUGGCCCGGCUGGGCGGGGGCGACCCGGACCGCGACACCCAACAGGGCAUCUCCCCUGAGGGUGACGCCGACCCAGGUGGUGGGCUGGACCUGGAGGAGUUUUCCCGCUACCUACAGGAGCGGGAACAGCGUCUGCUGCUUCUCUUCCACAGUCUGGACCGGAAUCAGGAUGGUCAUAUUGAUGUGUCUGAGAUCCAGCAGAGUUUCCGGGCCCUAGGCAUUUCCAUCUCGCUGGAGCAAGCCGAGAAAAUUCUGCACAGCAUGGACCGUGACGGCACGAUGACCAUCGACUGGCAGGAAUGGCGCGACCACUUCCUGUUGCAUUCGCUGGAGAAUGUGGAGGAUGUGGUCUAUUUCUGGAAGCAUUCUACGGUCUUGGACAUCGGUGAGUGCCUGACUGUCCCUGAUGAGUUUUCAGAGCAGGAGAAGCUGACUGGCAUGUGGUGGAAGCAGCUGGUGGCGGGUGCGGUGGCAGGGGCUGUGUCGCGGACGGGCACGGCCCCUCUGGAUCGCCUCAAGGUCUUCAUGCAGGUCCACGCCUCCAAGACCAACAAGUUAAACAUCCUGGGGGGGCUCAAAAGCAUGAUCCGAGAGGGGGGCAUGCGUUCCCUGUGGCGUGGCAAUGGGAUUAACGUGCUCAAGAUUGCACCUGAGUCAGCGAUCAAGUUUAUGGCCUAUGAGCAGAUCAAGCGGGCCAUUCGGGGGCAGCAGGAGACACUGCACGUGCAGGAGCGCUUUGUGGCUGGCUCCCUGGCUGGCGCCACGGCCCAAACAAUCAUAUACCCCAUGGAGGGUAGAGCCUCCUGGAAGCAGCUGUUCCGAGGCGUCUUCACUCCUGGGCGUGGUGUUUCUGGAAGCACUUUGCCCAGGGAUAACCGGGGUCCUCCCCAGGUGCUGAAGACACGGCUGACUUUGCGCCGGACGGGCCAGUACAAGGGGCUGCUGGACUGUGCGAGGCAGAUCCUGGAGCGGGAGGGGCCCCGCGCCCUGUACCGCGGCUACCUGCCCAACGUGCUCGGCAUCAUCCCCUACGCCGGCAUCGACCUGGCCGUCUAUGAGACGCUGAAGAACCGGUGGCUCCAGCAGUAUAGCCACGACUCGGCCGACCCAGGCAUCCUCGUGCUCCUGGCCUGUGGCACCAUCUCCAGCACCUGUGGCCAGAUAGCCAGCUACCCCCUGGCCCUGGUCCGGACCCGCAUGCAGGCCCAAGCCUCCAUCGAGGGUGCCCCCCAGCUCUCCAUGCUGGGUCUGCUCCGUCACAUCCUGUCCCAGGAGGGCGUGUGGGGCCUCUACCGGGGCAUUGCCCCCAACUUCAUGAAGGUUAUCCCGGCUGUGAGCAUCUCCUAUGUGGUCUACGAGAACAUGAAGCAGGCCCUGGGGGUCACGUCCAGCCCUGGAUCUCCAAGCUCGGCCACUGGAUUCUGGAUAUCAAGAAGCCUCAGCCUCCGGAUCCUGACAAUGCAAUGCCUAGAUCCCGGGGCCCCCGCCACUGGAUCCCAGAUCCCCUCACCCCAACUACUGGAUUCCUGAAUUCCUUUACCUUGACACUGAGUCCCGGAUCCCUCUGCUUGACUACUGGAUUCCCUACAUUUCAACCACUACACCCUCAACCCACAACCACUGGAUCUCGGAUUCCCAAGCCCUGACCGGCUGGAUCCUGGCUCCUAAAUCCACAAUGUGAGCCCAACGGCUGAGCGAGUGGGUCCUGGUGACUGCGGCUGUUGGACCCCCAAACCCCUUCACCACAGGCACUGGAUGCUGAAACCUCACCCAUAGGAGGUAGACCCCCCCCCCACCCUUCCAAGCACUGGAUCCCAGCCCCUUAACCCCUGGAUUCUGACCGGAAUCCUCCCUGGCACUGGAUCCUGAAUGCUCAGACUCCAAGUCUGGAUAGAUCCCAAUAAGCCAAUGACAGCUUCCUGGAUCCCCCGUGCCCCUGUCCCAGACACACCCCAGAGCCCAGGGUCCCAUGCCACAAAGCCCAGAGUCUAAGGGGCCUGUUGGAAGCCUAGGUCCUGGCCUCCUGCUUCCAGAAGACCCAUGGGACUUGUCCAAAGACCUGACAUGACUAGAAGCCAGCAGCUGGGGAAGGAGAUGCCCCCUCCCACGCCCUAGGCAGAGGCUGGACAUGCCUGCCACCCAGGCAGCACGGCUGUACCUCUGGUCCCUGUGGCAAAACUUCCCCCCACCCCCGACAAUGCACGGCGGUGUCUUCCAUUCCCUUCUCACCUUUAGGCUGACGAUGACCUCCCAUUGCUCUCUCUUGGGGGCAAUCUGAGGCCGGGGACACAUUAUGGGGACUCCCCCAAACACAUCUCAGCACUGCCAGCCUCUACCCGGGCUUCAGGGUUGGGAGCCGGGAGCAAGUCUACACAGACUAGCCUUCCAGGGAGCCAAGCAUCCAGUUAUGCAAAACAAACAAGCCAAAUCCCCCAAACUCACUCCAGAUCUAUUUUUCUACCAGAGAGGAGCAGACAUUCCUCCCCUUCAGAUAACUCAAGCCCCCCGCCCCGCCCCCCCCCCAGGAACCUGUACAUUCUGCACUUUAUAGUUGGAUUCAGAGCGUAGCGUAAUUGGGGGACCCCUCCCAUGCCUCCUCCCUAGUCCUUGGGGAACCCGAGGAAAGGACUACAAAAGAGCAACUGGGUUGUUUUGGGGGGGCUGGGGGACCCCCCCUUAUGGCUUCCACCCCCCCCACCUACACCGUGUCCCACUCCCUGCCUGCUUGUGUUAUUUCAAAGGAAAAGAACAAAAGGAAUACACUUUCUAA
Messenger RNA from Mustela lutreola (European mink), 3037 nucleotides. It is a transcript of the gene SLC25A23, whose product is annotated as solute carrier family 25 member 23. The record is from RefSeq and is a predicted model, not a curated record. Gene Ontology annotation, molecular function: ATP transmembrane transporter activity; calcium ion binding. NCBI's taxonomy places the organism in Eukaryota, Metazoa, Chordata, Mammalia, Carnivora, Mustelidae. The transcript is spliced from 11 exons. Bases 157 to 1797 code for a protein of 546 amino acids. Gene Ontology annotation, biological process: transmembrane transport.